Fulvia fulva is the source of this 552-nucleotide messenger RNA. RefSeq lists its product as uncharacterized. The transcript has 2 exons. Bases 1 to 552 code for a protein of 183 amino acids. The record is from RefSeq and is a predicted model, not a curated record. NCBI's taxonomy places the organism in Eukaryota, Fungi, Ascomycota, Dothideomycetes, Mycosphaerellales, Mycosphaerellaceae.
AUGGUCUCCGCCAAACUCUUCUCCAUUCUAGGACUGGCCAGCGCUGCCACCGCCUUCGCCGUCCCUGGGACCUCCUCAAACCCAGAGUUCCAGCCCUUCGUGGAUGAUCUCCUCGCCCAGAACCCCCGUCUCGACAUCUGGAAAUGGGUCCAGUCCGAUCUCGACCUGCUCAUUCCAGGCGUUCACUGCAAGCUCGGCGCACCAGCUAGCCAGACCAAGCGCCGCGUUACCAGCGAAGACAUUCAAGCGAUUGAGGACAGCGUCUCCCACCUCUUCCCAGAAAUUGAGUGUGAGGGCACUAUCGACUGGGACGGCCUCCAAAACUCCACGCUUGACCUCGAGACUCGCGACGCAACUCCCUUCGGAUCACUUUUUGCUCGGCAGGCCAAGUCUCAUGCCGACAUCUCCACUCAUGAGAAGAACCAGGUCGCACAGGCUAAGGCCUCGGAGUCGAAGACUGUGACUGAUUGUGCUUCGGCUACUCGACCAGUUAACAAUGGCAUGCAGGAGACUGCAGAAUUUGCGCUGCCGGCUUCGCGGUCGCUUGUGUAG